Messenger RNA from Cyclopterus lumpus (lumpfish), 987 nucleotides. Its product is annotated as sialoadhesin-like. Lineage: Eukaryota; Metazoa; Chordata; Actinopteri; Perciformes; Cyclopteridae. The coding region runs from base 56 to 775 and encodes 239 amino acids. The record is from RefSeq and is a predicted model, not a curated record. Gene Ontology annotation, molecular function: transmembrane signaling receptor activity. Gene Ontology annotation, biological process: cell surface receptor signaling pathway. The transcript is spliced from 5 exons.
CAGGAAGUGGGCUGACUUUCCAUCUGCCUGAGGUGAAGACCAACAUCGAGACACGAUGGGGAUCACAUCACUCUGCCUGAUGCUCUCCACGUUGGUCCUCCACCCCGACAGGUCCCAGUUCUUCUCGUACGACUCCAUCACUCUGACAUGUGGAGAGGCAGGAAACUCCGGCGGCUGGACAUUGAAGAGAAACACCUCCUUUCACACUUCUCAGAUGUGCGACUCCGACUGGGGAGUUUCCUCCUCGGCGACGGCGUCCUCCUGCGUCAUCGAGGACGCCUAUCCGUUGGACAGCGGGGUGUACUGGUGCCAGUCUGCGCUGGGGGAGAACGGCCGCGGCGUCAACGUCACCGUGACUGACGGUGAUGUCAUCUUGGAGAGCCCCGGACUUCCCGUGACCGAGGGCGAUGAAGUGACGCUCCUCUGCUCCUCCAAGGGCCGAGAAGCCACGCCGGGUUCGUCUGCAACGUUCUACAAAGACGGCGUCCCCCUCGGCGCUCCGACGGCCGGGAGCGUGACCUUUCCGAAGGUGUCCGAGUCCGACGAAGGUUUCUACGCUUGCGAACUCCCCGCGGGAGGAAGGUCGCCCCCGAGCUGGCUGGCCGUUAACGCAGCCAGAGCGGAGCCUCCUCCUCUCCUGUCGAUGCCCUGGCUGUUGUGUGCCGUCAUGCUGGUCGUCCUCCACAUCGUCAUGUUCGCCGUCUGCGUCAAUGUACACAGAAACUUGGCUAAAGCUCGAGCUGAAUCAGAGAAAAGAGCUUCCCGAGAGAGAUGAGCCUCGAUUCCUGAAGAAGACAAGAAGCAACCCUUUACCACCACAUCUAGCCCACUUAGUACCACAUUUAGCCCACUUAGUACCACAUCCAGCCCACUUCUAGCCCACUUAGUACCACAUCUAGCCCACUUAGUACCACAUCUAGCCACAUCUAGCCCACUUAGUACCACAUCUAGCCAUCUUAGUACCACAUCUAGCCACAUCUAGCCCAC